CGGUGAAAAUCCUCCCAGUAGACCGCCGGACAUCGUGAGAGUGGGAAUCGUCGCCUCUCCCCGGUGUUGCGUUCGUUUGUGCGUGUGUCGUGUGGCUGGUCAUCGUCUGCUGCUGAUGACUGCGUGAGGACGAUGGCGAGGAUGCGUGUGUGCCUUUACCUGGUCGGGCUCAUCGUGACAGGUGUGCUGGUGGAUGGCUGUCACCUACCUGGCGGGGGCGUGGAGUACCUGGAGAACGACGAGGCGGCGGGUGCGGGGGCGGGUGAGCGGCGGGUGACGAGGGAGGUGACGCUGGAUGAGAGGACGGCGUGCGGCCCGAACGUUAACCCCGAAGAUGUGCCUCCCAACAGGGUGGACACGCGGGACAGGGUGGCACGGCUGCGAGAUGAGAUGGUACUCCGGAAGCUGGACGCCUACAUCAUCCCUACUGACGAUGAGCACCAGAGUGAGUACGUGGCCCCGGCGGACGAGAGGCGGCUGUACAUCAGCGGGUUCUCGGGCAGCGCGGGCACGGCGGUGGUGACGGCGGACAAUCAGGCGCUCUGGACGGACGGGCGGUACUUCCUGCAGGCCGACCAGCAGCUGGACUGUUCCUGGCUACUCAUGAAACAGAAGAACCCAGGCGUGCCCAAGAUGGUGGAGUGGCUUCAAUCCACCCUGAUCUCCGGUGUCAGGGUGGGGGCGGACCCGAAGCUCAUUGGUGCCGAGAGCUGGAUGUCUUACGCCGAGGACCUGGCCAAGGCCAACAUCACCCUAGUAGCGGAGGAGACCAACUUGGUGGACAUGGUUUGGCCGGACACCGAGAGACCUAAGUACUCCGAGGAGCCGAUCAUCGUGCUGGAGACCCAGUUUGCAGGCAAGCCGUGGGAGGAGAAGGUGAAGGAGGUGCGGCAGGAGAUGGUGAGCAAGGGCGCCGAUCUGCUGGUGGUGACGGCGCUGGACGAGGUGGCUUGGCUGCUCAACCUGAGGGGCUCCGACAUACCUUAUAACCCAGUGUUCCGCGGGUACGUGUUGCUGUGGCAGGACAAGGUGGAGCUGUACGUGCCGCGGAACAAGAUCACGCCCGCCGUGGACAACCACCUCAACGUCAACCAGUGCCAGGGCAAGGAGUGUGUCACCAUCAACGAUUACGCCGCCGUUCUCGACAGCCUGCGAGCGCUCAAAGUAAGGAACAACGUGAAGAAGGUGAUGGUAGGGGGGAAGUACUCCUACUCCGGGGGCGCCUCCUACGCUGUCUUCUCCGCCGUACCCGAGGAGCUGCGGAUGAAGGACACCUCGCCUGUGCUACUGAUGAAGGCGCGGAAGAACCUGGUGGAGUCGGAGGGCAUGAUGAAGGCACACGUGAAGGACGCCGUAGCCCUCUGCGACUUCCUGUCCUACCUGGAGAUCGAGAUAGUGGCCGGCAGGUACUGGAGCGAGAUCUCGGCUGCGGAGCGUCUAGCGGAAUUCAGGGCCCAGCAACUUGACUUCAUGGGCAUUUCCUUCGAGACCAUCAGCGCCUUUGGGUCCAACGGCGCCGUGGUACACUACGCGCCUACCGAGGAGACCAACCAGCAAAUCACCCAGGACUCCCUCUACCUCCUGGACUCGGGCGGACAGUACAAAGAUGGCACCACAGACGUCACUCGCACCCUGCACUACGGCACGCCCACGCCCCUGCAGGUGGAGGCCUACACCCGCGUGCUGAUGGGCGCGAUAGAUCUGGCCAGCCUGGUGUUUCCUGAGGGCACCGGGGACACAGACGUGGACAUCCUCGCCAGAAGACACCUGUACGCCGUGGGACUCGAUUACAGGCACGGGACAGGGCAUGGGAUUGGGAUGUUCCUGAAUGUGCAUGAAGCUCCCAUACAGGUCAGAAUUUAUGGCGGUGAGGAACAUGCCUUCGAAGUUGGACAUUUCUUCUCUGAUGAGCCGGGCUUCUACCAGGACGGAGAGUUUGGCAUCCGCCUGGAGAACAUCCUCACUGUGGUGACCAAGAAGACCCCGUAUCACUUUGACAAGCAGUCCCUCGGGUUUGAACCUGUGACCUUGGUGCCCUUUGAACCUCUCCUCAUCAAUGCCUCCAUGCUCACUGCCAGACAGUGCCAGUGGCUGAACAGUUACCAUGCCCGUGUGAGGGAGGUGGUGGGCGGGGAGCUGAAGGUGCAGAGCAGGACGAGAGGCUAUGAGUGGGUGGCCGCCAAGACUGAGCCACUCCCAUGUGUCAGCGGCUACCAAGGCCCCUCAGCAGUGUCAUCCGUAAAGAUGGAGAAGAGGCGUCAGGAAGAGGAGGCGGAGGUGGUGCAGGUGGAGGAGGUGGCGAAGGAGCAGGUGGUAAACAAGGAUGUGGCACGGAAGGAGGCGAUGGUGCAGGAGGAGCCAGAGCCAGAGGAGGAAUGGGAAGAGUAUGAGCAAGAGGAAGAGGGACAGGCAGUGAGGAAGUUGCCCCGUGUUAGCUUGAUGUACAGAGUCAACUGCAGCGAGGGAGAUAUUGGGCCGCCAACCCGCGUCAACACCUCCAUCCAAGUGGCAGAUCUUCUGGAGGAGAUGAAGCUGCGUAAUCUCAGUGCCUACAUUGUUCCCAUCGCUGGUGAGCAGGAUGGCUUCACGUUGGCAGCUGAGGAGCGUCUGGCCUUCCUGACAGGGUUUACGGGCAGCAAUGGCGUGGCGGUGGUGACGCCAGAGCACCGGGCACUUUGGACUGACGGCAGAUACUUCCUUCAGGCUGAGGAUGAGCUGGACUGUGACUGGAUAUUGAUGAAGGAUGGACUGACGGGGGUUCCCAAGCCCAUAGACUGGCUGAAGAAGGUGCUGGUGAAGGGAGAGAAGGUGGCUGCUGACCCUAAACUGGUGUCUGCUGACACUUGGAAGAAGUAUGAGGAAGAGCUGGCAGCAUCUGGUGUGAAGUUGGUGGCAGAGGAGAUCAACCUGGUGGACCUGGUGUGGCCUGCAGAUGAGCGGCCGGCCUACCCUCAGGACCCUGUCUAUGUACACGAGUUAGCCUUCGCAGGCAAGCGGUGGGAGGACAAGGUGAAGGAGGUGCGGGAGGAGAUGAUAAAGAAGGGAGCAGACAUGAUGGUGGUGACGGCUGCGGACGAGGUGGCGUGGCUCCUUAACCUGAGAGGAAGUGAUGCAAAGAAUACCCCAGUGUUCCGAGGCUACGUCAUCGUGAACAAGAAGGGCGUGGAGCUGUUCAUCCCGGAUAACAAGAUCACGCCCGCAGUUGACCUCCACCUCAACGUGAACCAGUGCGACAACGAGUGUGCCACGAUUAGCCCCUACACCACCAUCCUGAGUCGCCUGCAGGCCCUUCAGAUAGAGCCUGAUGUGAAGAAGGUGCUGCUGGCGUCAAAGUGGUCUUACUCAGGUGGUGCAUCUUAUGCCAUCUACUCUGCUGUCCCGGAGGAGAAGCGCAUGUCAGCGGUGUCUCCUGUGCUGCUCAUAAAGGCGCGGAAGAACCCAACGGAGAUGCAGGGGAUGAAGGACUCCCACCUUAGGGAUGCCGUUGCCCUGUGCAACUUCCUGGCAUUCAUGGAGAGGGAGGUGGCGGCUGGAAAUGCCUGGAAUGAGAUCGAUGCUGCAACGAAGCUUUACCAGAUGCGGCAGGAACAGCGGCACUUCACAGGCCUCUCCUUUGAAACCAUCAGUGCCUUUGGACCUAACGGCGCUGUGAUCCACUACAGGCCACAACCAGACACCAACCGUCCCAUCACUAACGAGUCUCUUUACCUGGUGGACAGUGGAGGACAAUACAAGGACGGCACGACAGACGUCACCCGCACCCUGCACUACGGGUCACCCACAGCCCUGCAGGUGGAAGCCUACACCCGCGUGCUGCUGGGAGCCAUCGACCUGGCCGGCUUGGUGUUUCCUAAGGGCACCGGAGACACAGACGUGGACAUCCUCGCCAGAAGGCCGCUGUAUGAGGUGGGGCUGGACUACAGGCAUGGCACGGGGCAUGGCAUCGGGCACUUCCUGGGCGUGCAUGAAGCACCAACACAAGUUCGCAUCUACAGUGAUGAAGAACAUGAGCUGGAGGUUGGCCAGUUCUUCUCUGAUGAGCCGGGCUACUACCAAGACAAUGCUUGGGGCAUCCGACUGGAGACCAUCCUGACAGUGGUGCCCAAAGAGACCAAGUACACCUUUGUUGACACCACCCUGGGCUUUGAGGCAGUGACCCUCGUUCCCUUUGAACCCAAACUGAUCAAUCUCACACUCUUCAAUAACGUCCAGUGCCUGUGGCUGAACUCCUACCACCAGCGGAUCCGGGAUGAGGUUGGCCCCGAGCUGCUGAGCCAGAAUAUGGGGGAAGUGUACGACUGGAUGAUGGGCAAGACUGAGCCGCUGCCCUGCCCGGACCGCAGCAUCGAUGUCACCACCACGACAACCACCAGCAGGCAGGGGCACUCUUAAGACCUGUAGUAAAACCUCCUUAAUCCCAACUCACAAUGACCUGAAAUCUGCUGCUUCUAGAGGGAACUGAUUACUUAAGGUUUUGAAGGUUGAUUUUGGUGUAUCAGGUUUAUUUAGAGUUUGGUUAAUCUAGAGUUGGUGCAGACUGCCUAGAAAUAGUUGAUUGCUUACUCUGCUUACUUAGUUUACUCUAACUCGAAACCUGCUGCUUCUAGAGGAAUCUGGUUACUUUGAUUUGAUUUCUUUGAUUUGGUUAUUCUACUUUUAGUUGAUAUUUAGCUAGUGCAGACAAUACAGAAAUAGUUACAGAGUUUAAUUUGUAACAAAAUGCUUCUGCUUUCUUGAGGUGGAGGUGGGGUUAAGGUAAAUACUGGUUCUUACAGCUGGUGUCUUGAGGGUAUUACUGAGAAACCCUUAAAGCUGCUGAUCAAAACUUUCUUGGGUUUGGUCAUGGUGUUCAGUACAGUAGUGAUCAUCCACAUGUUGGUUUACUUAAUGCAAUACUGACUCUUACUCAGCCAAGAUAUCUUAUUUGUCCUCCCUGUCUUUCUGAACUUCUCUGCUGUUAAAUCCACUCAAGUACAGUCAAUCUUGUGUCCUGUAAAGGGCACAGGGCUGUGGUGAGGCCACAAAGGUUUGGUGAAUCAUUAAAGCACCGUGGCUGUGCAACCCUUAACAUUAUUGGAUCGUGCUCCAUCAUAUUCCUGUCAUAAGACAACUAAAGAGGGAUGUCUACAGCAAGUCAGGAUGGAAUUCAGUUUGAUGAACUACUAAAAUAUAAUGAGUACAGACUGUUUGGGAAGUGUAAGUAAAUAUACAUGUGGAUGAUCAAAGAUUUAGUCCCAACCUGAUCUUCAUUAGAUGGCACAGGCUGCUUAACUUAACCCUCACUGGAAUCAAAUGGGGAUCAUUGUACAGAGUGGGCCAAAUGGUCAAUCAACUAAACUUUACACUUUGGCCAACAAACAUCUAUUCAUUAUUGUUAGGAUGCCACUCUCCCAUGCAUUAUUGUGUGUGAACCUCACUAACAUGUCCAUGAAGUGAUUUUUUUUUUAGCAUUUAUUUUAUGUGCUUCAACUAUUUUGGUUGAAAAGGACAUAGAAUAGCCCUAAGUAAUUUAAAGAAUAGUCCAUUUGACUCAAGUUUGCUGAUCAUCAUGAGCAAGGUUUGAGUGGCAUAACAGCAAUGAAUAGAUCCCACUAGUCCAUGACAUGAUUAUACAAUGAUUUGUACUAACCAUUCACCUACAAAGCCUCGCAGUACUACAUGUAUGCGCUGCACGCUUAACAGGAAAUACAUGUAUGCAUUAUGUGCUUCACAAUAAAUAUACUUAUGCAUUA
Eriocheir sinensis (Chinese mitten crab) is the source of this 5732-nucleotide messenger RNA. RefSeq lists its product as uncharacterized. The transcript is spliced from 33 exons. The coding region runs from base 133 to 4392 and encodes 1419 amino acids. NCBI's taxonomy places the organism in Eukaryota, Metazoa, Arthropoda, Malacostraca, Decapoda, Varunidae. Gene Ontology annotation, molecular function: metalloaminopeptidase activity. The record is from RefSeq and is a predicted model, not a curated record.